AUGACUGAUAUUUCUUCUAUUCUUCAAGGAGGCUAUAAUCAUCCGACAUCUAGAUUAUGGCAAUCAGAAAGAAGUUUACGAAAAGCUUCAUUAAUGUAUCCAAUUUUUAUAACUGAUAUACCUGAUGCAGAAGAAAAUAUUUCUUCUUUACCUGGUCAAAAAAGAAGAUGGGGUAUUAAUAAGCUUGAAGGAUUUCUUAAACCUCUCGUUGAAAAAGGUUUAAAAUCAUUAAUAUUAUUUGGUGUUCCUACUAGUGGGAAGGAUGCGACUGGAUCAAAAGCUGAUGAUCCAGAUGGACCAGUAAUUUUAGCGAUAAAACUUAUUCGAAACAAAUUUCCAGAAUUAUUUAUUGCUUGUGAUGUUUGUCUUUGUGAAUAUACAGAUCAUGGUCAUUGUGGGUACUUGAAUGAAGAUGGCACUAUCGAUAAUUUGGCUAGCGUUAAACGUAUCGCUGAAGUGGCGAUAAAAUAUGCUAAAGCUGACAUGAUGGAUGGACGAAUCAAAGCCAUCAAAGAAUCAUUAAUCAGAGAGAAGCUUGGUAAUAAAGUUUUAUUAAUGAGUUACAGCGCGAAAUUUGCUAGUUCUUUUUAUGGGCCAUUUAGAGAAGCUGCAAAUUCUGCACCAACUUUUGGUGAUCGUAAAUGCUAUCAACUUCCUCCAAAUGCCAGAGGUUUAGCACGUCGUGCAAUA
This is a messenger RNA of Dentiscutata heterogama, 690 nucleotides long. The record is from the annotation of a GenBank genome assembly. NCBI's taxonomy places the organism in Eukaryota, Fungi, Glomeromycota, Glomeromycetes, Diversisporales, Gigasporaceae.